GCCUGGAAGGUUGAUGUUUGCCUGCUGUAGCGGCAUUCGAUUCAAACGUUCAGCUCACUUCUUAAUCUGGAGGCUGAACUCCUCUGACGCUUGUGACAUCAGUGACGGUUAUCGAGUGACAAUAUUGACAAUGAAUAAUUGUAAUGGUAACUAGCAAGAUUCCUCUCUUUUUGAGAACAAUUGUCUAUGAAACAUUAUAUCGGGUGAAGAAAUGUGAUAAGUGCCCUCUCUCGACAAUGCAGCCCAAUAUUUGACAGAUGGCAGUGAGGUGAGAAGGCCAGACCAGUCAGUGGACGAAACAUGUGUUCGAACUUGACACACAAUCCGAUGAUGGGUUUACAGUAACUUCAAUCAGCGAUGCGUUGUUUAGUGAUCGACUAGAUUGAAAAACAGUUACCAAGAGAAAAAAAUCGCUAGAAAGUAAACAAUAAUGACUCCUGACAAAGUGACAAACAAUUCUUGUUGCCCGUCCUUCAUCUUCUUCUUCCCGUAAACCUCUGAGAUUCGUAGACCUUCCUUGAUCCUUCCUAAAUCCAACAUGGCGACCCGUUGGGAGGGCGAAAACCUACUGGUGAAAUUAAGUGGGAUCCUACGCUUCUGCUGUGAGUCUAUGGUGGUUCCGCCCUCAAGCACCGCUCCCUCCUACAACUCCGUGUUACCCCAAGGAUACCACAGGGGCGAAGCUGUGGACGAGCCCCAAGUGAUCACGGAUCCCGACCCGUGGGGACAGCGACUCGCCAAUCACAGGCUGGACGGCGCACGCUACACCAUCCUCCCCACGAUCUCGGUAGUCCCACCCUGGGACGACGACACCACCCGAAACGAAACCAGCAACCUCGUCGAUGAUGACCUGACCUUCGGCGAGAGCGUCCGGCAGAUCCACUACAUCAACCCGACGCCCGUCUUGGGUCACCACAGCGACCUGCCGUCCGCGGGCGACCGCGGCGGGAACGCGAUCGUGAACGCCACCCAGAGGUUCUACGAUGCCCUUCGGGCUGUCCUUUACGGGGGAGGAGGAGGAGGAGGAGGAGGCGGAGGAGGGUCCCCACCCGAAGUUCCGAGUUUUAGAGACGAUUCGGGAAGGGGGAUUAGCGUCGAUGUAGCUGGAUUAGCCCCGCACGUCCUGGAGAGCGUCGACCCCCAAGUCUCGUUGACCAGAGAGACGGACGAUUUAGUGAUGUCUCCCAUAUUACAGGUGUGCGCCGCCCUUGGCAUCCUGGUGGUGCUGAUGGUGAUCCUCUUCCACUCACACCAUUUCCGGAGGGACUGCGUGACAGAGAGGCGUGCUCUUCGUCGCGUCGCCCGCCGCUACCACGUCGCUAGGGCCCAGGACGACGUCGAGAGGAACGACGAAGUGACGGACGUGACCUUGUGAUAUUUGGAAGCAAUUUAUGUCACCGUUACUGAGGUUGAAGACACAAAAUACGAUGCUUUUUAUGAGCAUCAUAGAAAUGGUUGAUAAGACUGUGACUGCGUUUAAAAAAAAGAAACAAAAUACUUUUAUAACAGUGUUGCCAACCGUGGGGUAAUUACCCUAUGCAUAGGGUAAUUCAGCCUCAAAUCUGGGUCUGUAGGGUAACGGGGUAAUGUCACGAAAUCUGAGCAAAAGUAGUAGGGUAAUUUCAAGAUGCUUGUCUUGUAUUUUUAUUUAAAAGUAACCAAUGAACAACAUAUUAAUUGAUAUUUAUAUCUUAAGGCCGGGCAUAGCGUAAAAUAACAGUGAAAGUAGGAUAAUUUCUGUGCCUUAGGGAGGGUGAAGAGCGCUUAGAUGGUUGGCAACACUGUUUUAUAAGAAAAUAUUUCAUUUUGUUUUCUCGAUUUGUGUUUUUGUACGAUGAGUUGUAUUUUCUGUUGUUUUGAACCUGCUUUGCUAGACCAUAUAUCUGUUUUAUGUGAUAUUAAAAUCACAAUGACGCAGAUUUUAUGUGAUUGAAAAAUCACAUAAAACGAAUUUUAGUAUCAGUAAUGUGCGAUUUUUAUUUCUGUGUUUUAUUUGGUAUCAAAAUUACAUAAAACUCAGAUUUUUAUAUAACUGUUUUAAUUUUUUUUAUUAAACAUGACAAUUAUGUGCGAUUUUUAUUUCUGUUUUAUUUGGUAUCAAAAUCACAUAGAACACAGAUUUUGAUAGAACUAAUUAAACAUGAAAAUU
Messenger RNA from Macrobrachium nipponense, 2149 nucleotides. RefSeq lists its product as uncharacterized. NCBI's taxonomy places the organism in Eukaryota, Metazoa, Arthropoda, Malacostraca, Decapoda, Palaemonidae. The record is from RefSeq and is a predicted model, not a curated record. The coding region runs from base 539 to 1375 and encodes 278 amino acids. The transcript is spliced from 5 exons.